UGGAAUAUUGGGAUUCUCGUUCAGUCGUUCAACGUUCGUUAAUAAUAAUUAAUGACUAAAAAAAAAUACCGACGUCGACCACCGACCGUCAAUUGCUCAUGAUCGUGUUCGUGUCUCGCGACCAGUUUUCAAAACUCCGCCGUCAGUAUAUUGUCAUCCGCCGACCCCGCGACACUUCAUGAUGUACGACCCGCCGCCGGAACGUCCGUCCGAAUCGGACUGCUGCGGUAACGGGUGCGCGGAAUGCGUGUUCGACGUGUACGACCGCGAGUGCGCGCGGUGGCGACGUCGGCGCCGGACCGGCCGGGGCGACGGUCUGCGGCGGGACUUGCUGUCGGCCACCAAGUGCACGCCGUACAGGAUCGUCUCGGCGCGGCCGCUCGGCCACGACGACGUACACGCGUACACGUUCGCGGCCACGCCGGCGGCCCGCGGCCGGCUGCCGAUCGCGUACUCGCAGCACGUGCACGUCCGGCUGGCGGACGGCCUGGACCGGCCGUACACGCCGGUGGCCGUGGCCGACGACGGUUGUUCGUUCGACGUGCUCGUCAAGGCCCAUCCCGGCGGACGGUUCACCGGCCGGCUGUUGGGCAUGUCCGUGGACGACGUCGUCGGGGUCCGCGGGCCCUACGGCGGCGUGCGGUACGACGGAUACGAUUCGGUGGUGAUGUUCGCCGGCGGUACCGGCGUGGCCGCCUUCGUGGGUCUGAUGCGCAACGCGUUGGACGACGACAAGUGCGAGACGUUGCUGAGACUGCACUACUCGUGUAAGACUCUCGACGGGGUGCUGAUGCGCAAGGAGUUGGCCGAUUGCGCGGCCUAUUGGAACUGUGCGGUCCAUCUGUACCUGACCAGGGAACACGACUGGUCACAACGUUCGAAAUCGUUUUGGUACAACGAAAACAUAACCGAAGGAAGGAUAUCGCAAGACUGUGUGGCUAAAAUAGUCGAUAAACAACAGGACUUGAAAACGUUAUGGCUCAUUUGUGGAAAUGAUGAAUUUAAUCGAUAUGUGUUCGACUCGUUAGUCGAUCACGAUAUUAAACGAGACGACAUUCGACUAUUAAAUAAUACUACAAAAGAUUUUGAAGUAUCGUGAUAUUGUAUAUAAUUGGGUAUUUCACUAUGUCACUGACUAUUUAAGGGUUUGAAAAUUAACAAUAGACUUCUCGAACAAAUUGUUAAAAUUUUGCAAAUGUUAUUUAAAAAAAGAAAAAUAAUUUUAAUAGAA
Molecule: messenger RNA, 1231 nt
Organism: Aphis gossypii (cotton aphid)
Lineage: Eukaryota; Metazoa; Arthropoda; Insecta; Hemiptera; Aphididae
Product: NADH-cytochrome b5 reductase-like
Exons: 1
Coding region: 179-1099 (306 amino acids)
Molecular function (GO): oxidoreductase activity
Source: RefSeq, a predicted model, not a curated record